AAACCUUGUCAGAUAUAAAGGGUGGUCUGCCAGUGUAGCUUCAGUGACACGCGCUCACUUAGUUAGAUCUAGUUGGAUCUCUUCCGAACAUAUUGAAACAACUACCACGCUAACAUUAAUGUUUUAACAACACCUUACGGUUUUAUGACUUGAUAUCGGUUUCACAGCAUCGUAAGCCGAUCUUACUGAUAACUCUGCGAUGGGAAGACUGUUUGGAAUUCUGAUUUUGACUUCAUUGCUUGUAUCACUUAAUGGACAGGUGUUGUUUGACGAUAUUGGAGACAGACAGAGGUCAGCAGACUUGGCCUUACAAUGCAUGAGAACGGGGCUUCAGCAAUUUAGUCAAGGUAUUGAAAAGAUGGUAACGAAAAAAAUCAGUGAUCUUAUUACAACAACUCAGACCGAGCAGCGACACCUAAAGCAGGAAAUGGAGUCUUUAAAUUCUAAAGCUGAUUUUCUGGUGAACAAAACUAUAACAAACUGUGCUGACAUUUUGAACAUUUAUCCACAUACCAGAGGGAGGGAUGGUGUGUAUAAUAUUAUUGAUUCAAAGGCUGUGUAUUGUGAUAUGACCACUGAGAACGGAGGAUGGACGGUGAUUCAGCGGAGAGUGAAUGGAUCGGUGGACUUUUACCGUAACUGGACGGAAUACAAGAACGGGUUUGGAUAUGCUGAUCACGAGUAUUGGAUAGGAAACGACAUGCUACAUAGACUGACAUUACUGAAGCCCCAGGAACUCCGAGUUGACAUGGAGAGAUUUAAUGGAGAGAAAGCCUAUGCUGUAUACUCUAGUUUUUCUGUCGGGGACGAGGCCAGUAAAUAUCAGCUACAGGUGACUGGAUACAGUGGGAAUGCAGGGGAUAGCCUGGAUUACAGCAACAACAUGAACUUUACUACACUGGACCAGGAUAACGACAGGAGCAGCGGCGUUAACUGUGCCACCAAGUACAGAUCGGGAUGGUGGUUCAAUGAGUGUUACCGUGCCAACCCUAAUGGAGAGUACACCGACUCUGAGAAAACUGGUUAUACAUACAUUACAUGGAAACACUGGAAAAACUCCUAUAUAUCUCUGAAAUCAAUACAGCUGAUGAUCCGUCCUCGAGCCUGACACCGAAAUGUAACUUUAUCCUCAUUAUGUUGCCAAAUGUAGCAGUUUUCUCUCUCUGUGUAUUUACUUUAUUUACCUGCAUGUUUUUGUUUGUCAAUUGACUGUCAGAUACUUUUGCACCAUAUGUAAAUAUUUAAAAUACUGUUUAUUAUUUAAAAAUAUAUAUAUUUUAAAUUAAUUGUAUUUUGCUUUGAUUUAUAAUUAUCAUGAUGUAAAAGAAAUGUUUGAAUCAUUUCGUUUAGUUUGUAUAUAUUAUUGAACAUUACGAUGACACUUCUAAUAUUGAAUGUUACCGGAUUUUUUUUUUUGCAAAAUUACGAACAAAUUUAGCACUAAUCAGAGUAUUUAUAUUCAUUUGAAAUUAGAGAUCACUUUUGUACAAACAAUUACAAAUAAAAUAGACAGUUUUCCAUAUUAAGGUUGAAUCUGAUAAUACAUAUUCGACAAUCCCCUUCAUAUUUUUUUUAAUUUAGGUUCAAUGUCUUUAACCGUAAUUUGCUUCUUCGUGUAUUCUGGCAUAAAUCUUUGUCCAGUAAUAAACUGUUUGUUAAUAUUA
Magallana angulata is the source of this 1664-nucleotide messenger RNA. RefSeq names its product ryncolin-1-like. The transcript is spliced from 4 exons. The coding region runs from base 200 to 1108 and encodes 302 amino acids. The record is from RefSeq and is a predicted model, not a curated record. Lineage: Eukaryota; Metazoa; Mollusca; Bivalvia; Ostreida; Ostreidae.